UCCAGAUCUUUCUUGUUUAUCUGCUUCAUCCUUUUUCUGGACUCAUUGAUUCGGAUUUUUGUCUUGUACGAUCAUCACCAACAAAGUAAUGGUAUUAGUCAAACGAGAAGCUUUAGAAGCGUCAUUUCUGGCGCUGUAUGAUGCCAUUAAGGAAGUUAAUGACCAUCACUUACUGUUUAAAACCCUCCUUGGAGAUAUCAGAUCCACACUAGACUGUAUAGAACCACUGAUCAAAGAGACAGUAGAGGAUGCAAAGGAAUUGGAUUUUCCAGAGGAUGAACUUCAUAACUUUAGAGUACAAAUGGAGGAGGGGAUUGAGCUCAUUCGUAAGUGCUCUAAGGUUGCUCCACUGAGUACUGACGAAAAAUAUAUAUACAGAAACAAACUAGGUCAACUGGGCAAAUCUCUGCAAAGAUUGUUGGAUAUCCUGAAAGCGCAUAGCAUAAGAGAUGUGAAGAAAACCUUAGUGACGGUAAAGAAUAUAGAGACUUUGGUCCAGCAAAUUGAUGUGAAUUUUGGGGCACAAAUCAAUUCAUCUAAACGUAUUGAGGGUUGGUGUGCAAUACCUGAACCUCCACCACUUGUAGUUGGAUUGGAAGGGCCUUUGAAGGAAUUGAAGAUGAAGCUUUUCAGUGAUGAGAUAUCAAUGCUUGUAUUAACUGCCCCCGGAGGAUGUGGGAAAACUACAUUGGCAACAAAAUUUUGUCAAGACGAAGAAGUCAGAGAUAAAUUCAAGAACAAUAUCUUCUUUGUAACUGUUUCCAAGAAGCCCAACUUAAACCUUAUUGUAGAAGAGCUAUAUCAAAGCAAGGGUUCCCAGGUACCUGAUUUCCAAAAUGAAGUAAUUGCAGUUGAUUGCCUGCACGAAUUUUUAAACCAAACGGGGAAAAAUCCUUUACUGUUGGUUUUGGAUGAUGUUUGGUCUGAAUCCGAAUCCCUUCUUGAGAUGUUUGAUGAAUGGAAAAUGCCAAAUUGCAAGAUCUUGGUAACAUCAAGGUUUGCAUUUCCAAGAUUUGGUUCUCCUUAUAAUUUAAAAUCAUUGAGUGACGAAGAAGCAAUGGCUCUUUUUAUUCAUUCAGCAUACUUGGGAGAUAUUAGCUCUCAUGUUCCGGAAGACCUUGCUAGACAGGUACUAAAACAUUGUAAGGGAUUUCCGCUUGCGAUUACAGUGGUUGGAAGAUCACUUUGUGGGCAGCCUAUAGAGAUCUGGCAAAAAAGAUUAAUUGAAUGGAGUAAAGGUUCAUCUAUUCUUAACUCCGAUCAUGAUUUACUUGUUUGCCUCCAAAGCAGCUUAGAUGCCUUGGAGAAAGAAAGUAUUACCAUCAAGGAAUGUUUCCUAGACCUAAGUUCAUUUCUGGAAGACCAGAGAAUACCUGCUACUACCCUCAUUGAUAUAUGGGGAGAGUCGUAUAAAAUAGAUGAAGACUGGCUUUGCAUUGCAAACCUUUGUGAACUCACCAAUCGAAAUCUUGCUAAUCUUAUAGUCACUAGGAAGGAUCCCAGGGAGGUGGAUGGCUAUUACACUGAACAUUUUGUUACUCUUCAUGACAUUCUUAGAGAAUUGGCUAUCUAUCUGUCAAGUGUGGAAUCAAUAGAACAGAGAAAAAGGCUGAUAAUAGAUAUGUCUGGAGACCAUUUUCCUGAGUGGUGGACAGAACAGAAGUGUCAACCUAUCAAUGCCCACCUUUUAUCUAUCUCAACAGAUGGAAACUUCUCGUCUAAAUGGCCCAACAUGCAACUACCACAAGCAGAGGUUGUAAUUCUGAACUUUCAGUCAAAGAAAUAUGCCCUACCCACAUUUCUGGAGAAAAUGGACAAAUUAAAGGUUCUGAUAGUCACAAAAUAUGGUCUUUUGCCUGGUGAAUUAGAUAAUUUUCCAUUACUGGGGUCACUGUUGCAUCUAAAGAGAAUCAGAUUCGAACGAAUUUCAAUACCUUCCAUAAGCAAGAGCCCUGUACAGUUGGAGAGUUUAGAAAAGAUAUCGUUAUUCAUGUGCAAAAUUGGUCAAGCUUUUAGCAACUGUGCCGUCAAACUUGUUGAUCUAUUGCCAAAUGUAGUGGAAAUGAACAUUGAUUACUGCAAUGAUUUGGUGGAAUUGCCUGCAAUGCUCUGUGACCUGAUAUCCUUGAAAAAGCUCAGUAUCACCAACUCCCAUAAGCUGUCUGCCUUACCUGAAGAAAUAGGAAAAUUGGUAAACUUAGAAAUGUUGAGGCUUAGGUCCUGUACAGACUUGUCAGAGUUUCCGGACUCAAUUCAGAGCCUCAUAAACUUAACCUAUCUUGACAUCUCUGAUUGCUUCAGUAUCAAGGAGUUGCCUGAACAUAUAGGUGGAAUGCGCAGCUUAGAAGUACUCAACAUGAGACAAUGCUCAAGACUGCAAGAGCUGCCUACAUCAGUUUUGAAUCUUGAACAGUUAAAGGAGGUGAUAUGUGAUGAAGAGACUCGUGUUCUAUGGGAGCCCUUCUUAUCUGUUCUGAAAUACACACACGUAAGGGUGGUGAAAGACGAUAUAAAUCUGAAUUGGCUGCACAAGUUUCCAACUUGAGUGCCAAUCUUUUCUAGUAACUAUUGGAGCGAGCUUGUGAUAUAUCUCUCGGUCGCUCCACAAUGCUCAUCCUGGAGAAAUGAAGCCUAUGAUGCCUAAUGCUUUUCGUUGUUAUUGUAGUUUGUAUGUUUCUUUGUAACAAAUUAUCUAGUAAACCUAGUAUAAUUAUGUAGCCUAUCGGUUAG
Fragaria vesca subsp. vesca is the source of this 2730-nucleotide messenger RNA. Its product is annotated as probable disease resistance protein At5g66900-like. Gene Ontology annotation, molecular function: ADP binding. The record is from RefSeq and is a predicted model, not a curated record. Bases 89 to 2545 code for a protein of 818 amino acids. NCBI's taxonomy places the organism in Eukaryota, Viridiplantae, Streptophyta, Magnoliopsida, Rosales, Rosaceae. The transcript is spliced from 7 exons. Gene Ontology annotation, biological process: defense response to fungus.